ACGUGAACGAGACCGCAACCUUAUACACCGAUACAAGUAAUGAGGCGGUGCUGACGGUUUCCUCUGACGCUGGGGUUUGGGAAUCAUGUGGCAGUUCCCCCCAACGCCGAAGCAGCUGGCGGCGACGGCCUUCUGCUUCGCGACGGGCGUCGCGCUGAUCGCCGUGGGGAUUCAUCUCUCCUACGCCAACGUCGCUCCCCAGCAAGCCCGCGUCCAGGCCCGCCGCGAGUUCGUCCGCGAAUACCUCCGCAAGAAGUUCGACGAAUAGCCAUCCUUCGAAGCCGCUAUUUCUGCUCAUAUUUUUCGUCUCCAGAUGACAGCAAUGAAGACUGGGCUCUCUGAUACAAUGAACACGAGAUGGAAGAAUACUGAUAGCCUCUACUCAAGAUGCCACAAAAUCUAUAAUUUUGUACAAAUGUAUAGCUGAAGCAGCCAGUCAGAGGAUGGUGUUUUCAUUGACUGCACAAUCCAUCCUUGCAUGACUUUGUGAUUUGAUUGACAUUUUUUUUUCCCUGUCGAAAUGCAUAUGUCAGUUUCUCCAUUUUGGUGAUCUUGCAUGUGGAAACUUUUUCUGCUGAACGUUUAGGGCGAGCCUUGAAGCCCAGCAAACCUGAAGAAAUUGAGCUAUUAUACAGAGCAUUCAACACCAACAAACAAAAUGCCCAGCAGCAUCCCAUGCAUUAGGACAUGCGUCGCAAUGGCUCAUGAAACCGGUGAAUCAGUUGAUGAUACUUGCUCAACUUGCUCACAGCUGGCCAUCCAUAUGAUGGAAAUGGACUAUUGGGUGUGGGGACUGCAAAAAAGAAACCUAUGAAUGUUGUCUCAGAAAAGUAUGAGACCGGAGAAUAUAUUUUUCAUUGCUAGCUCGUCAGUCAAGUGAUUUUAUUUAUGAAUCUAUAUUAUUUUGGAUUGGUUUACAUUUCUCAGAUUUCCGAAUGAAGUGUUGAUGGAUUUUUUGUAUUCUUAGGGGAUGCAUAUUUUAAGAUGUCAACCCUGGGAAGCAUGAAGAGAUCAGGCAGCAAUCCAAGUUGUUGGGGAAAAAAAUAGUGUGGGCUGAGUGAUUUGUAGUCCUGUUCCUAUCUCUUCCAUGAUCAACAGUUAAUUACUAUAUGCCUGAAUGAGGUAGUUUAUUUGCUCUCGGUUAAGCUACUUUAGAUAAUAUGGAAGGCUGCUGUAAGUUGUGAAAUUUUGUUCGGCAGUAUUAAUUGGAAACUUUAUUGACUACCAGCGUGUAUUCAACUUGUCCUCCAGCCCUAGAUUUAGGUAUGUUAACUACCAUUAUUGGUUCCUCAGCUCAGACCAUGGAACAGGUGCACAUUUUAUCAGUCCCAUUGAUUCUGUUCUGGCUUUAAGUAGGUUCAUAAUAGUGAACAGAAAAAUUAUGUGCCGGGGCGUGGCUCUCUUUUGCCACUCCAAAGAACAUUAUGUAAGUUGAUUGCCAAAAAAAAAAAAAAAAAGAAAGGUAAGUUUCUUUAUUUCCCUCUUAUCCCAGUGUGCCUCUUAACUAUACCUUGCAUGGGAGUGUUGUGCCUCAUGUCCAAAUAUUGAUAAGCACAUCACUUCAUCUCUGACCAGAGAGAAGGAUUAUAGCUGUGUAAUGAGAUGAGGCUGUCUUAUAGUUUACUAAUCAUGUGCCACCCACAGCCAUUUGUUAUGAGUUGCCUGCCUGGUGCCCCUGAGAGAAGCUCCACAUUGCAUUUGGAAUGCAACUAAUAAUCAUUUUUUAUGUUAUUCUGAACUCCAAGUAUAACUCAUUAUUCUGAACCGCAAGUAUAACUCAUAAAGAUUUUUUUUUGGUAGAAAGAGAAAUCAGAUAAAUAACAAUGAAACCAAACAACAAUACUUAAAAACAGCACAGCAUCUAAAAUUCACAAACAUAAUGAAGAUUGAUCUCUGAAAGAAGAACCGAUAUCAUCUGAAAUUGACACCAUCGCCAGAUUCCAUCUGAAACUCACAAUUAACACCAUCGCCAACCAACCAAUCUGCUACAAAGUUGGCCUCCCUUGAUGCAUGUUUAGAUUUGAAACAAGAAGAAAUAAUUUAUUGGAUGUCACCGAGCAAAAAACUGGGAGCUGCAGAAUGCAUGAGAUCACUGAGUGGCUGAAUCAUAUUUCUAUAUUAUUUUCCUGCAAUACAUAAAUAUUUGAAUGCAUUACCAAGUUCUUCCCAGGUUGGUCUUAACUGGGGACCGAUGUAGAAGCUUCAUGGACGCGAGAAGAAUAGGUUUCUCUCUUUGAGACGACCACUACCCAUCCUCCGGGGUCACCGACUCAUGAAGAAGAGAGAGGGAAAAAGAAAUGGCCGGCGUCGGCUUCCUGGCGAGAAAGAUGGAGCUCCUCCACCACCCCAACCUUUCCCACUCCCUCACCGCCUUCCUCUCCAUGUCAGAGCUCAAGCGCACCCACGCCCACAUCAUCACCUCCGGCCUCUUCUCCGACCCCUUCACCUUCGCGCGCCUCCUCGCCGCCGCCGCCAUCGCGCCCUCCGGCGACCUCCGCUACGCCAAGCUCCUUUUCGACUCCGUCGCCCACCCCAACCUCUUCAUGUACAACACCAUGAUCCGCGCCUUCUCGCAGAGCACAGAACCCAACGAUUCCGUCCACUACUACCUCCGAAUGCUCCGUUCCAGAAUAUCGCCGGAUAGACUCACCUUCCCUUUCCUUAUCAAAUCUUGUGCCGCCCUCGGCCUCGCGGAUCUCGGUCGAGGCGUCCACUGCUACGUUAUGAAGCUCGGGUUGGACUCCGACGUGUUUAUUGUCAACAAUGCGAUCACCAUGUACUCGGGUUGCGGCGACAUGAACUCUGCUCACCAGUUGUUUGAUGACAAUUCUAGCAUAGCUGAUGUCGUCUCGUGGACCGCAUUGAUCACUGGGUACUCGAAUUGCGGGGAGUUGGAUCGUGCGCGGUGGUUCUUUGAUCGGAUGCCGAGUAGGAAUUUGAUCUCUUGGAAUGCAAUGAUCGCAGGCUAUGCGCGGAGUGGCAGAGCUAACGAAUCAUGGCAUCUGUUCAAUCAAAUGCCUGAAAGAAACGUGGAGUCAUGGAGCUCGAUGAUUUCAGGGUUGGCACAAAGUGGGCUUUGCAAAGAUGCGUUGGCCGUGUUCGACGAGAUGGUUCAAAGAGAGGUGACGCCGAAUGAGCCAACUUUGGUUAGUGUGGUGUCAGCCUGCGCACAGCUGCGAGACUUGGAGCAUGGCCAGUGGGUGCAUGAUUAUGUCAAGCAGCACGAGGUUGAGCUGAGUGUGAUCCUGGGAACGGCUCUGGUGGACAUGUACGGCAAGUGUGGGAGCAUAGGUGAGGCAUUUCAGGUCUUUAAGAAGAUGCCUGCAAAGAAUGUGUAUUCAUGGAACUCGAUGAUCACCGGCUUAGCCAUGAAUGGAUACGGGCGGCAAGCAUUGACACUCCUAUGGAAGAUGAAGUUGAUGGGCAUCGAGCCGAAUGCCAUAACCUUCAUUGGAUUGCUGAAUGCUUGUAGCCACUCUGGACUGGUCGAUGAGGGCCAAAGGUUUUUCGAUAUGAUGACGAGAGUAUAUGGAAUUAGGCCGCUGCAGGAGCACUAUGGUUGCGUGGUUGAUUUGCUAGGCCGUGCAGGGCUGCUGAAGGAAGCAUUGGAUUUUGUGGACAGAAUGCCAGUGGAGCCCCAUCCAGGGCUGUGGGGAGCGCUUGCUGGUGCUUGUAGGAUCCAUGGUGAUGUAGAGCUUGGAGAGGAAGUAGGGAAGCGUUUAAUUGAGUUGGAGCCGCAUCACGGCGGAAGGUAUGUUCUGUUGGCCAAUAUAUACGCAGCUGCAAAGAGGUGGAAUGACAUGGCCAUGGUAAGGAAAUUGUUGAAGGAGAGGAGGGCGAUAAAAGUCCCAGGGAACAGUAUAGUGGAAGCACUCUCUGCAGCAUCUAUGUGAUGUUCUUAUCGUGAUCAACAGCUACAGGCUGGUAAAUUGGAUGUUGAUAGUGCUAUGCUCACAGAGGAGGGAGUUUCAGGGAAUUGUCAUUCCAAAUCAGAAAGGAGAGUUCUUUGCCGGCAUGUCUAAAAGAUUGGGGAUGGUGGGCUUUGCUAGGCAAAUUGAAGCUGAGGGGGAUUUCAAAUUUGCACAGGAUUUGGGAAUUUCUUAUAUUAUGAUAGAAGGGGACUACUAGAAAAUUUUGAUUGCAAUUGCAGACGUUAGAGCUGAUUUUCUUUGAAUGGAAGCAAAUCAUAUGAGAUAAUCGAAGAAGAAGCAGAGAUUAUGGCAUUUCUCAUAUAAAACGAGAAGGUUAUAAGGUUUGUUGCUCAUCUUUUGGUCAAAAAUGCUUGAUUAAUUAGUCGAAAAAUUGUUUGGCGGGCGGAAGGAUCUUUUAUGAUAAAUCUGCUGUUAAAAGAUAUUGUAACGAGUGUUAGGAAUUAAUAAAUUAUUUAGUGUGCUGCAAUGCUAGCAAUACACAAUUCUGAAAUAAGAAAAAGGAAAAACU
Molecule: messenger RNA, 4440 nt
Organism: Elaeis guineensis (African oil palm)
Lineage: Eukaryota; Viridiplantae; Streptophyta; Magnoliopsida; Arecales; Arecaceae
Product: pentatricopeptide repeat-containing protein At5g66520
Biological process (GO): RNA modification
Molecular function (GO): protein binding; RNA binding
Source: RefSeq, a predicted model, not a curated record